AUGCGCCCCACGCCCGCCGGGCGCAACGGGCACACCGGCUCCGGGGAUGCGGAGCUCGAGUACCUCGAGGGAAUGCCGGGUCGGCCGUGCGAGGGCCUCGCAGCGGCUGCGCGUGCGGCGCCAGAGGGCGGGGGGCCUCGCCGCGGCCAGGUCCGCCAGGGCGGCGGAGAGGGUCGGCAGCUGCUGCAGCGCGCUGCGGCACCUCAGCGGAGCAGAAGGUGCUCCAGUGCCUCUGGGCGCUGGGCGCCCCCGAGGCGCCGGAGGCCAGGCCGGAUGUGCGUGGCGGCGCGGGGCAGGAGGUCGGCCAGGACCCUCCAGGUGAAGCCGGGCCUGAUGGAGGCGGUGGCGGGCCUCCGGGUGCAGCGGUGGACUGUGCCGAUGCUCCAGGUGUCGCUGGACGUGGUCGGCACGCCGUUCCAGAUGCAGCUGCUGCCCAUACAGGCCCCCCAGGCGAAGCUGCACAGGCUGGAGGCCGCGGAGGGCUUCCAAGUGCAGCUGACCGUGCAGGCCCCCCCAGGUGAAGCUGACCAAGAUGGAGACCGCGCAGGGCUUCCAGGUGCAGCUGGCCGUGAGGCCGAGCAGAUGGUGGGCGGCAAGCUGGGCCACGACGUCGGGGAGCAGCACGCGCUAUCGGACGUGGCGGGCACGGCUGUAGCAGAGGCUGCCGUACCCUUCGUGGCGGGGCCCUUGGCGGCUAGAGCCCCCGCGGCUGGCCGGGUCCCGUGCGAUGCCUAUGGCGGGUGUCGGAAGCAGCUCAAGGAGGGGGCCAAGGAGCUCAAGGACACCAAGAAGCUCCGGGGAAUGAAGCGCGCAAAGUGCUGCAAGGAGGAGCUGGUGCGCAUGCUCG
Molecule: messenger RNA, 847 nt
Organism: Prorocentrum cordatum
Lineage: Eukaryota; Dinophyceae; Prorocentrales; Prorocentraceae
Source: the annotation of a GenBank genome assembly